CACAAACAAAAAAAAAUGGGACUGUGCGACUGUGGACUGUGUAAAACUUUUAUAACCUUGAAUAUUACCGAUUUUUUUUCUAUUUUUUCAACAAUUUUAUUCUAUUCAUAUUAUUUUCCAGUGUUGUUGAGGUGUUAUUCUAUCAACAUUCAAGUGGCCUACGUGAUUUAACAACAGGGUAACUAAACCAACAGGAUGGGGGAGGUAGAUUAUCAAAUGGCUCUCCUCCUCCAAUAUAAACUAGAACAAGAACACAAACAUAAAGAAAACACAGACUCAGAUCACAAACUAGCUUUGGAGCUACAACAACAAUUCACAGCUGAGGUCGAGGUGGAAAGACCUGCAAAUAAUUUGGUUUAUAAAGCUCCUAAAAGAGCUGAUAGCUCCAAGUGCCUUACAGACCCUUCCUGGGAAAUUAUAGAUCCUACACCGGAUGUUCAUGUGCUUUUCGAAGCAUUUAAUCAGCGUUUUUUUUGGAACAAUUUGAAUUCUGUCACUGUAGCAUGGAGUAAAAAGAUGACUACUUGUGCUGGCAUUUGUUGUUAUCAAGGAAGAGGAGGUAUGUGCUCUAUUACUCUGAGCGAACCACUUUUAAAACUAAGACCGAGAAAAGAUCUUGUGGAAACUUUACUGCAUGAAAUGAUACACGCCCUUCUGUUUGUCACCAAUAAUAACAGAGACAGAGAUGGGCACGGCCCCGAAUUUCACAAGCAUAUGUAUAGAAUAAACAAAGAGGCUGGUACAAAUAUCACCGUUUAUCAUGAUUUUCAUGACGAGGUUAAGUUUUACCAGCAACACUGGUGGAGAUGUGAUGGGCCUUGCCAAAACCGCAAACCAUAUUUCGGUAUGGUUAGGAGGGCCACUAAUAGAGCACCUGGGGCUUACGAUAGAUGGUGGGAUGAGCACUUGAGGAACUGUGGCGGUACAUUUGUCAAGGUCAAAAACCCAGAAGCUACCAGUGACGCGGAAAAAUCUAACAAGAAAAUAGUGAAACCUACAAAACCAACCAAUCCUAAAGCGGAUAUAAGAUCAUAUAUUACAGCUUCAUCUGGCAGCACAAAUACCCAAACCAAACCCAGCGUAUCUCAACCAUCAAAACCAAUUACCAGUACCCCACAAGUAAACAAACCUAGUACUAGUACCAUAAAAAAUCCUCUACCAAAGAACAUCCAAACAAUAUCAAAUAAUGGUGCUAGUGCUCCACACGUUAGCAAUGUAAUUCCUUCUAAAACCAGCAACAUUUUUGGUUUUACGAAUCUAUCUGGAAAUAGUAGCACUCCAAAGAGACCCGCUGGUGGUACAGCUAUUAAAAAUCCAGGAAGCAGCACUUUUGUUGUGACUAAUAAAGGACGCAAAACGUCUAGUACUGAAACUGAGCAACCAAGCACCAGUGAAAUUAAACCUUUUAGUGGCCAAGGAAAAGUUUUAAGUUCCUCUUCGCAGGAUAAUACUAGAGAUUAUUCAGCUGUAAGAGAUCACUGGUUGAAGAAAUUUGAUAAGAGUAACAGUCCUUCUAAUAAACGUUCAUCGACCAGUGACUAUUGCAGCCCACCAAAGCUUCCAAGAUUGUCCAUUAAUAAUGACGUUGAUAAAGUGGAAUGUCCAGUUUGCUCUAAAAAAUUUAUUGAAGGAGAAUUGAAUGCUCAUUUAGAUAUUUGUUUAAUUUCCUCUAAUAGUAAUGAAAAUAAUUCAAAAGAAUGUUUUGUUUGUGGCGAAAACAUUAGUGAUACAGAUUACGAAAAACAUGUCAGUGAUUGUGCUGCGAAGAAUUUUAGUAGCAACUUCGAUGAUGAAGAACAACCUAAAAAUUGUCCAGUAUGCAAAAAAUCCUUAACUCCCAAGGAGUAUGAUAUUCACGUUGAAAAAUGUAUGUUAUCUAUGUUUGAGAAAUUUGACAAAAUAUCCGACUCGCCACAGUCAGAACCCACAACAAAAACGCCAUGUUUGGCGUGUGGCAAAGACAUUUUAAAAACGAAUCUCGAUGCUCAUUUAGAAGAAUGUAUGGGAAUGAGUAAUGUUUUUGAUACUUCUAAAGUUUUAAUUGAAGAAGAUGAUGGGGAAAAUGCUGUAAAUCGUAGUUAUCAUUGUCCGUUUUGUUUGAAAUUGAUUUUAGAAGAUAGUAUGCAGGCUCAUUUGGAUCAAUGUUUGAAGGCUGGUGACUUAAAAUUUGAACUUUCUGAUACAGACUAAAUUAAAUGUUUGUUUUUGUUUAAUUAAACAUUUCAUAUCUGUGUUUGAGCCUGGCUGUCUUUGAUAUAUAUAUUUUUUUCUAUAUGUGCCUUUACUUUGUUUUUAUUUAAUAUAUUUUUCUCAUUAUAAUA
Molecule: messenger RNA, 2321 nt
Organism: Ceutorhynchus assimilis (cabbage seed weevil)
Lineage: Eukaryota; Metazoa; Arthropoda; Insecta; Coleoptera; Curculionidae
Source: the annotation of a GenBank genome assembly